Messenger RNA from Alnus glutinosa, 2257 nucleotides. Its product is annotated as alanine aminotransferase 2-like. Lineage: Eukaryota; Viridiplantae; Streptophyta; Magnoliopsida; Fagales; Betulaceae. The coding region runs from base 282 to 1892 and encodes 536 amino acids. The transcript has 15 exons. Gene Ontology annotation, biological process: biosynthetic process. Gene Ontology annotation, molecular function: pyridoxal phosphate binding; L-alanine:2-oxoglutarate transaminase activity. The record is from RefSeq and is a predicted model, not a curated record.
CAAGAGCGGUUAAUAAGAAUUUAAGACACACAGAGAAGGGAGCAGGUGAAGUAGCGCGCAAGCAAAAGUAAACUUGUGGGCGCCGUCUGGGUUGGGAAUUGAAUUUAGUGAAAGAAAGAAAUAAGGGCCCAGGGACAAAAGAGUCGGGUCAGGUGGCUGUAAAAUCGCCAAAUCCCAGUCUUUGAACCGCACGUCUGUCUUUGAAUUGAUUCGUAAAGCAGCCCUAAGUUGAAUCACAUCAUCCACCGCUUCAACGACUAUAAAUAGCACCGCGAUAAACGAUGCGGAAAUUCGUGAGCAACACAGCGAGUGGGGACCUCAGCCUCCUCCGACGUUCCUUUCAGUAUCUGAAACUGCUGCGUCCUCUCGCUGCUUCCCAAUCACGUUUCCUGUCUUCUACUCCUGUUUCCCAUCUCCCUUCUUCCAUGCCUUCCUCCAAUCCCUCCACUCUUCCUGUCUCCCUCGAUACCAUUAACCCCAAGGUCCUCAAAUGUGAGUAUGCCGUCCGUGGUGAAAUUGUCACCAUUGCCCAGAGGUUACAACAAGAGUUGCUGGCUAAACCAGGCUCUCAUCCCUUUGAUGAGAUACUUUACUGCAACAUUGGUAAUCCUCAGUCUCUUUCUCAGCAGCCAAUAACUUUUUUCAGAGAGGUUCUUGCCUUGUGCGACCAUCCAACCAUUUUGGACAAAAGCGAAACACAGGGUUUGUUCAGUGCAGAUGCCAUAGAGCGAGCGUGGCAGAUUCUGGAUCAAAUACCGGGAAGAGCAACUGGUGCUUAUAGUCACAGUCAGGGUAUCAAGGGAUUACGUGAUACAAUUGCUACUGGUAUUGAAGCUCGUGAUGGCUUUCCCGCUGAUCCAAAUGAUAUUUUCUUGACAGAUGGUGCAAGCCCAGCGGUCCAUAUGAUGAUGCAAUUACUGAUAAGAUCAGAAAAGGAUGGAAUUCUUUGUCCCAUUCCUCAGUACCCCUUGUACUCUGCUUCAAUUGCUCUCCAUGGAGGCACAUUGGUUCCUUACUAUCUCGAUGAAGCAGCAGGAUGGGGAUUGGAAAUUUCUGAGCUUAGGAAGCAAUUGGAGGCUGCCAAGUCCAAGGGCAUAACAGUUAGAGCCUUGGUUGUGAUAAACCCAGGCAAUCCGACGGGGCAGGUUCUUGCCGAGGAGAACCAGCGGGACAUUGUGGAGUUCUGCAAGAGAGAAGGUCUUGUUCUUCUGGCAGAUGAGGUAUAUCAGGAAAAUGUUUAUGUUCCUGAGAAGACAUUCCACUCGUUCAAGAAGAUUUCUCGGUCUAUGGGGUAUGGUGAGAAGGAUAUCUCCUUAGUAUCUUUUCAGUCAGUCUCUAAAGGCUACUAUGGGGAGUGUGGAAAAAGAGGAGGUUACAUGGAGGUCACCGGAUUCAGCCCUGACGUAAGGGAACAAAUGUACAAAGUGGCAUCUGUAAAUCUUUGUUCUAAUAUCUCUGGUCAAAUUCUUGCAAGCCUUGUCAUGAGCCCACCCAAGGUCGGGGAUGAGUCAUAUGAAUCGUACUGUGGAGAGAAAGAAGGAAUUCUAUCAUCACUGGCAAGGCGUGCAAAGGCUCUGGAAGAUGCAUUUAAAAAAUUAGAGGGUGUAUCAUGCAAUGAAGCAGAAGGGGCAAUGUAUCUGUUUCCCCGUAUUCACCUGCCUCAAAAGGCAAUUAAAGCAGCAGAGGCUGCAAAGACUGCCCCAGAUGCAUUCUAUUGUCACCGCCUGCUUAACGCCACGGGAAUUGUUGUUGUUCCUGGUUCUGGCUUUGGACAGGUACCUGGCACCUGGCAUUUCAGGUGCACAAUACUCCCCCAAGAGGAUAAGAUUCCUGCUAUUGUAUCCCGGCUGACAGAGUUCCACCAAGGAUUCAUGGAUGAGUUUCGUGACUGAGGGAUCUUGUCAUCGUGGUCUUUUAGAUACUUCAUAAAAAGGUGUAGGCAUUUUGAUCUACAAGGAAAUUGUUCUAACACAUUUACUCUUUUUUUUUUCUUUUUUUUUUUCUUUUUUUUUUUCUUUUUUUUUUUCUUUUUUUUUUUCUUUUUUUCUUGAGACAAUUAUUUAAUCAUUUUUCUCUUAUGAGGAUAAUGUUUUACCAAGUAGCAAGAUGUUGAGGAUCAUCUAUUGUUAAUCCUUUUUUUUUUUUUUUUUUUUUUUUCAUUUUCUUUUGACAUUUCCCCCGACGGCUGCAAGUUAUAGGAUGAGCUUGCAAGUCAUCUGUUCUCUUCUUGCUUCCAAGCAGUAUUUUUCCUCCCCCA